Molecule: messenger RNA, 741 nt
Organism: Aspergillus mulundensis
Lineage: Eukaryota; Fungi; Ascomycota; Eurotiomycetes; Eurotiales; Aspergillaceae
Exons: 1
Coding region: 1-741 (246 amino acids)
Source: RefSeq, a predicted model, not a curated record
AUGGACACCAAAACAAGCUACAACGGCUACCCGGCCACCACUCCCCAAUGGGGCCACGACACUCCCUCCUACGGGUACCCCCAGCAGCCCCCGGCCUACCAGCCCUACCAACAAUAUCCUCAACCUCCAAACCAACAACCCCAACCAGCCUACGCCAACCCCACCCCUCCAUCCACAAACUCCCCCCUCGGCCUCGAAGUCUCCUUCACAAGCUGGACAGGCCGCCACCUGCGCGUGACGCAGGAAACCCCCGACGGCGCCCUCCUCUACGCCGCCGACCUCAAAAACCGCAAGCCGCACAUGCUCUUCCAGGCUACCGGCACAGCAAACCUCCCUGCAACAGUCAUCUUCCACAGCUUCAGCCGCACCAUCGACAUCACCAUCAACGGGGCCGAGAUGCCCCUGCGCCCCAUGAGCAAGUGGAAGUACGGGUUCGGCUUUGACUCGCAUGCCCUGGGGAGACAGCUGACUUGGAAACGGAGUAAGGGCUGGAAGGGCCUGGGUCUUGAGUGUGUGGAUGCUGAUGGCACUGUGCUUGCGAUCUGGAAGGCGCAUCGUUCGUGGAGUGGGAAGAAGGCGGGACGGCUGGAGAUUUUGGGGACGGGGCCCGCGGGGAACGGGCUUGUCGAUGAGCUCGUUGUCACUGGGCUCGCGAAUGUCUAUCUCCAGAUGAUGCAGACCAUGGCGGCGAAUUCGGCGGGGGCGGCGAGUGCGGGUUCUGCGGCGGCGGUGUCGGUUUAG